GUUUUUAUGUUCAAAUUUUCUUUCAUGUUUUUGCAUGCGUCGUGAAAACACAAGAUAGGCUGCAUUUUCCAUUAUCACGCUGCUCUGAGAUGUUAAAGGGAGGAGAUGAGGAGGAGGAGGACAUUAGACUGGAGCAGGGCGGCGCUUUGUGCUCCUGCGGGAUCCUUCCUGCACCCUAGAAAGAGCGAAAGUUCAGAGCAGAAGCAGAAGAGCACUAAACAAACCCGACUGCGAGUGUUAAACACAUUCAGCUGUCUGUCCUGCAGCGCGCGCCUGGAUGCGGCUAGUUGCGUGGAAAUACUUUCUUACUCAAGAACAUAUGGAUGAAGCUCAAAGUGGAAAGGAAUUGCCUUGAGGAAAGUUGUGUGAUUUAAUUAAAGAUGCUCUGGGUUUGUUCCUGCGCGCUGCUGCUGCUGCUGGAGAAUGCCGUGACCGCGCCUGCGUGGAGAAAAGCCACGGUGGCUAGUAUAGUAGUGAAUAAAGCGUGUGUGCAGACAGCAGCAGCUGUAGAAGAGAGAUCUCAUCCAGGUCAGGUCCGAUCCAAGCGCUAUGCCAUCAACCCACUGGGAUACAAGUGGGAGCAUUUCAACAUCACCUACAAGAUCACAAAGUUCCCCAACACACUGAAUAAAGAUGACACCCGCAAAGCUAUCAGCAUCGCCUUCACGAAAUGGAGCGAUGUUUCUCCUCUGACUUUCACUGAGAUCACCAACCCCAACAAAAGUGCUGACAUCACUAUAGGCUUCUACACGUACAAUCACACAGAUUGUUGGUGGUCUCCUCUGCACCCGUGUUUUGACGGGCUGAACGGUGAGCUGGCCCACGCCUUCCUUCCCCCACGAGGAGAGAUUCACUUUGACAACCAUGAAUUCUGGAUUCUGGGCAAAUCCCGCUUCAGCUGGAAACAAGGUGUGUGGCUGAAUGACCUGGUCCAGGUCGCUGCUCAUGAAAUCGGUCACGCUUUAGGCCUCUGGCAUUCACGGGACCCGAAUGCAUUGAUGCACCCUAAUGCAACGUACACGGGUCAGAGGAACAUCGCUCAAGAUGAUAUCUGGGGCAUCCAGCGCCUUUACGGAUGCAUGGACAAGAAGCGAGUGUGUGAUCCUUGGGCGCGCUUGGGUUUCUGUGAGAGGAGGCGGAGCUUCAUGAAGAAGAACUGCCCGCUGCGCUGUGACCUGUGCUACGAGCCUCUGGACGCUGUGUCUACACCGACUCCUCCUCCUGAAAAUGUGAAGAUCAAAACUGUGCCUCGUGGAAAAGUUGUGGGCUUCCGCUGUGGGACAAAAAACACCAGAGUGCCUCCAAAAGUCAGCUGGUAUAAAGACGGGGAGCAGUUGCUGACAUCCAUUCCUGGCUAUAUUGUAAUUAAGGAUCGAGACCUGCGGCUCGUGGCCAAUGAAUUCAAUGAAGGCACGUACACCUGCCGCAUCCAUCGGCGCGGUAAUGUCGUCUCUGCCAACUCAUGGGCCAUCCGGCUGAAGCCAGAGCAGUCGUUCAACAACAGCUGAAGGAGCGAUGCUGAUGUACUGAUCUCACGCUCUACCUCCAGGGCUCUCCUCCGCUGCGGCACACACAGCUCAGAGUCAUAAUGACCGAGUCAGGGUUUCCAACCUUCAUAACGCUGAGAUCCAAGACAAUCUUUGGAAGGACCACCUGUUUUCUUAUGUACUUCGGCUGCAGUGAUGAAAAAGGUGCUUUUUUUAUUAUAAGGUAAACAUCACUUCUGAGGUAUGAUAUUUGAUUUCGAAGAUGCUUAAAAAAUCUCUGAAGGUUAAAAACUAAUUGCAAAAAAAUCUAAAUCUUCACAAUGCAUGUGAAGUCCCCAGUUUUUCAGGAGCCUUGCUUUGGGUGUUUGUAAGGGCUGUUCACACCAUGGGACUAGAACAACAAUAACUGUUAGUUAAUAACUGUAAGACCACACCACAAUUAUGAAAAUAACAACUGAAGUGAAAAAGUUUGUUUGUUUAGCACUUUGAAAAAAAAAAAGUUUUAAAGCAGCUUUACAGAAAAAAAAAUUGUGAUGUUACUGUUUAUGGCGUCUUAUAUUCAGGCCUAAUAGUUGCAUUUAGCAGAUCACAGCUGGGCAAUUUUAUACAUAGAAAAAGAAGAAUAUCAAGCACUUUAGAUUUGUUACAUAGUACGUAUGUGGAUGAAGAUGGAUAUUACCAUUUAUAACUUUAUAAACAACUUUUAUAAACCCCUGUGGCUGUGGACACUCAUAUGAUAAUGGCUCGUGGUGUGAAUGGGCCUUUAGCAUGUUAACUGUAAAAUUAUUUUAGUUUAAAUUAAGUUGGUUUUGGUGGCCCUUGUUCAAGUUUACUGAAGUAAAGUAAAGUGCCCAAUUUGAAAAGCACUUCAAGGCAGGUGUGACUCUCAGAUAUGAGAAUAAGAGCUUAUAAAAAAUUAAUUCAAGAAAAAUUAAUUCAAGAAAGAACUAGUAAUAGAAAUGUGAAAGCAGAAAUGUAGCUUGAAAUAUGAAACAUCUGCAUCUGAUGUUGAGGCCAUUUAACUAUUCAAAAGUGGUAGGUAAAUGUUAGUUGUUUUUUUAAAUUCAACUUUUUCUAAAAUCAUAUGUUAUUGGGCAUUAAAGGUGCUGUAUUAUAUUGUGUUUUUUGAUCCUCAAGCCACAAGACAAUACAGGAAAAUGCGUUUUUCUUUCUAGAUGAUUUAGUGAUUCUCUGGCAUUAUCCACACAGUCCUUUGAUUCCCAAAGAUCAUCUAAAACAAAUCAAAUCUUAAUGUUUCUGAUCACAAGAAUGACAAGUUUGUCUUUUGGUCUGCUGGCAAACACAUUAAAUCCUACGGUCCUAUGUACACAUGUAAACAAACAGGUCCUGGUACUCUUUCGGGUUAACUCUGUCUCUCAGUGGGCUUGGGUAAUGUAAACAUUCAGCAAGCAAAGCUUUUCCAAAAAGACUGGGACCCGUGCCACGACUAGCACAGGGUUUAACUGGAGAUGCCAGACGCCGUCACUGCCAGGCCCUGAAAUUAUUACUGAGAGAGUUCAUAUGAGGAAAAACACCUGAUGAACUUUAGCAGAAACAUAAAAAGGUCAGAAAGACAUGAAUAUUCAAAAAGUAUAGACUUUUAAUAUGGUAACCAGCGUAAAAUGAGAAGAAACAUUCCAGAACUAUACAAAGACGAGCGAUCCUGAAGUUUUCUGUCCUGGGAUCCCUCCCCCAUCCUGGAAUUAGUCUCAAAUUUGGCCCCUGUUCAAGUAUGAAAAGAUCUGGACAAUGAAGGCAGGUGAGGGUGAGUUUUAUGCACAACCGAAAACGAGAUUACAUGCAAGCAGACGCAUGAAAAAAAAUAAAGAGGCGCUAAAAAAUGCAUAAUUAUGCAAGUUCCACUCCGAAUGCGAUCCAAGGAAUAGGCCAACAAUAUGAGCCUUUUGGUUUAGUGGUGUGUGGCAAAUCUCCCUAAAGCGAGAGGGAGACGUGGGGUCAGAACCUUUAGAAAGUACGGGUGGAAUAAUUUGGUCACUAUUGUGCAUUUCAAUACAUUUUUUGUAUUCAAAUAAAUCUUGAGCUAGUCCAUCCUUCAUUUAUAUUCUUGGCUGCUCAAAAUGGCUUAAGGAAAGCGUAUAAAACACGAAGAGCUGCUUGUGAGUGUGAUUUCUAGAACGGAUGGGUCCUAGUCGUCCUCAUCUUUGCCCGUGUAUUGUGAGCCGCUGUGAUGAUGAUGAUGAGGAGGAGGAGGAGAAAAGAUUGGUGAGGAGGUGAAGAAGGGAAGACAGAAGGGGGACGGCGAGCGCUCCUCGUGGACGGGACUGUGGCUGGGGCUCUGUCUGGGACAUCCGUCCUUUUCCCUUUCAACAUGUGCUUACAUCUUUUUUUUUUUUUUAUUACAUAAAAAUGAAUAUCCUAUUCACUGAAAAUCUUUUCCUCCUCCAUAGUAGUGCUUGAAUUUUAUUCCAUACAAUACCAGUCAAAUGUUACUAAUAAUUAAUUAUAAAAGUAGUCUCUUAUGCUCAUCAAAGACACAUUAAUUUGUACUGUGAAAUAUUAUUAUAAAAGAUCUGUUUCCUAACUUUUCCCUGAUUCCUUUGAUGAAAGCAUCACUCCUUCAGUCUUCAGUGUCACAUGAUCCUUCAGAAAUCAUUCUAAUAUGCAUCUUGCACCAGAUUUGACGCCACAUUGCCAAA
Molecule: messenger RNA, 4144 nt
Organism: Carassius auratus (goldfish)
Lineage: Eukaryota; Metazoa; Chordata; Actinopteri; Cypriniformes; Cyprinidae
Product: matrix metalloproteinase-23
Exons: 8
Coding region: 381-1508 (375 amino acids)
Biological process (GO): collagen catabolic process; extracellular matrix organization; proteolysis
Cellular component (GO): extracellular matrix
Molecular function (GO): metalloendopeptidase activity; zinc ion binding
Source: RefSeq, a predicted model, not a curated record